GCAGAAACGUCGGGCGGUCGAUUUAAUCGCUUCAAUCAUAAAGGCGCCGACAGGCUCACAGAAACACUUGAAUCUUUGUCUGCUUCAGCGCACAUGCUGUAUGAUGGUUUGCACUUUCCAAGUGCGGGGGAGUCUUGGGGGAAAGUCAUGGAGCUCGGUUCAAAUAUCCGAGGGAAUGUAGAUGAACUCCUCCUACACGCCAAUGAAUUCUAUCCCUCAAAGAUGUUGGAGUUCAAGGAGUCUGUGGAUAGCGUUUCCAGCACAGCUAAAUCGCUGCACCAAGUCGUCAAAAACGCCGCAGAACAACGUAAUAUUCCUUUCGAUUCAGUAUUAGAAGAACUUCGAAGUACCUUGCACGGCCUAUUCGAAGAGCUUAAAGAGCUGUUCCCGCCACCCGAGGAGGCUCCCGGUCACGAGAAUCGUACUCUCAUAAUCAACACAGUUCUUGAUCGCGCGGAGGAGAGUUUUCUACAGGUUGCGGUCAAGUAUGGAGCAAGUGAGGAAGUCCUGAAAAAUCACACCAGUUCUCUCAUGUCCGGUGUUCGACGUAUUCUGGCGAUCAUUGGUGACCUCUACGAACAGCACCCCAAGCUUGCGUGGACCCUCUUUUGCUUGGUGAUUGGUUCGCUAUUUGCGCAGGGGUUUCUUCUUGGCGCAGCCCUCCGCACAAUUGGUUUUGGGCGAUUGGGACCAAUCAAAGGAUCUCUUGUCGCAUGGUUGCAAAGGUGGUUAUUUGGCGGGGCUACCCCAGCGGGUAGCUGGUUUGCGAUACUCCAGCGCAUAGCCAUGAUGUUGUAAGGAUAGCAUAUCCCUUUACGCACUGACCACGACUUCAGACGAAAACACUCGAAGUAGUCCACGUGUCUCAUUUAUGCGAAGAGCUUUGAGACGCGCAGGUAUAUUCCUUUCAUUUCCUUUUUACGAUCUUGCACUUGUACUCUACACGCCGCAUUUCCUUUAUCACUCCCCCACGUCAUACCCAU
This is a messenger RNA of Suillus bovinus, 983 nucleotides long. RefSeq lists its product as uncharacterized. The coding region runs from base 94 to 798 and encodes 234 amino acids. NCBI's taxonomy places the organism in Eukaryota, Fungi, Basidiomycota, Agaricomycetes, Boletales, Suillaceae. The transcript has 3 exons. The record is from RefSeq and is a predicted model, not a curated record.